Messenger RNA from Effrenium voratum, 873 nucleotides. The record is from the annotation of a GenBank genome assembly. Lineage: Eukaryota; Dinophyceae; Suessiales; Symbiodiniaceae.
AUGCCGCCCCUUCGGCCGGAUCUCGAUUUCCGCGUCUUCAGCCUUGGCGUCAGGCUGCGCAGCGCUUGCAGCACGGCCAGGCAUGGAUGGGGAUUUGUUCACGUCUACAAGAGCUUGGUGGGCAUGAAAAUCAACAAGCUUUACAACUUCGGCUUGUACGCGGAGGGCUCUCAGGAGCUCAGCAUCUCGAGGUGUCGGGACUGGUGCUACUCGUCGAUGGGUUGCCAGUACUGGCAGUACUCCAAGAACGACGGCUGCUCGGCUGAUGCACCUUCCUUGAGCACGUCGCACGACAAGGACCCCACGAACAUGGUGGACUAUCCGCUGACCUCCAGCAGUGUCACCACCGGCACGCCGGAGGCCGCCAGCGUAAUCGCCGGUGAGUACUUGGUGCAUUACUGCCCGCCGGAGUCGAACCAGGUUGCUUCGUCACCGAGCCCCGCUCCACUCCCUGGGGGCUUCUACCAGGAGACCAAGGAAAACUCUGGGCCUUCUGUGCCGGUGAUGGUCAUUGCCCUCCUCCUCAUUUUGGCUGCCAUAGGCGCCCUGGGCUACUACUGGAUGAACCACAAAAGCAGCCGCAAGGUUUCGUCGCACGCCAGAUUGGCGGAAGAGGAUGACGACGACGAUUACUCGCCGAAGAUGGCAUCUUCCGCUCAGGGGCAGUAUGCGUCCUCCGCUUACCAGCAGCCGCCUUCGCCGCCAAGGCAGCCGGCCUAUGGCGGUUACGGCCAGGGCGGUUACGGCCAGGGCGCGCAGGCGCCCACCAUGAACUUCCAGGGCCAGUCGCCGAUGCCAUUGCUGAACCAGGGCGCGCCCUACGGCUCCGCGAGGGGACAGCCAUACCCAGGUCACAAUGCUCGGCUGAUGUGA